GUUCAUAUUCAUACAUCACUGCCGGGAGCGCGCUGGUCUCUCUCAUGUGCACGUAAUGAACUGCACUGGCCUUUUAAUGUAGCGAAUAAUUCCUCGUUUAAUGGUGCAGCGAUUAUUUAUCUGUAUGUUUCCGUGAACAUAGCUGUGAAACCGCAAAAAGAGAGAAAUCCAGCAGACAAGCAGCAUGAAUGAGCCCGAGGGACUGCGGUUGAGGAAGCUCAACAGACCUCAGAUCAUCACAGACGAAACCCAUGAACCCCAGCACAAAAGCACAAGCACUUACAGUGGGAAGGUGUUUCGUGUGACAUUACUCACAUUGGUGGCAUUCCUGCUCUUCCCACUGCUGGUGGUCAUUUUCAUCUUCGAGUCUCCCAUUCAACCAGACGCGUUCAGUCUCAAUGAACCACCUCUUAUGACCGGCUGUUAUGAGCCCAACUUAAAACUGAGACAGGCAGAGCGACUGUUUGAGGAACAGCUUAUCGGCCCAGAAUCCAUCGCUAACAUUGGAGAUGUGUUGUACACUGGGACUGCUGAUGGAAAGAUUGUGAAAAUCGAGGGAAGGAACAUUCAUGUUAUAACAACACUUGGCAAGCCACCAUGUGGUUCUCGUGAACAGGAACACAUCUGUGGACGUCCGCUGGGAAUUCGUGUGGGACCCAAUGGAACUUUGUUUGUGGCUGAUGCUUAUUUGGGUUUGUUUGAAGUCAACCCUGUCACAGGUGAUGUAAAAUCUCUAGUGAGCACAGGGAAGAUGAUCGGUGGUCGACGUCUGGCCUUUGUGAAUGAUCUGGAUGUAACUCAGGAUGGGAAGAAGGUGUACUUCACUGAUUCGAGCAGCAGGUGGCAGCGCAGGGAUUUCAUGCACCUGAUCAUGGAAGCCACUGCAGAUGGACGUGUGCUCGAGUACGAUACAGAGACCCAGGAAGUUACUGUGAUGAUGGAGAACUUGCGGUUCCCUAACGGCAUCCAACUCUUCCCUGAUGAGGAGUCUGUUUUAGUGGCUGAAACGACCAUGGCAAGAAUAAGGAGAGUCCAUGUGUCUGGUCUCAAUAAAGGAGGCAUGGAUACAUUCAUAGACAACCUCCCAGGAUUUCCCGAUAACAUCCGACGCAGUUCUUCAGGUGGCUACUGGGUGGCUAUGUCUGCUGUGCGACCCAACCCCGGUUUCUCCAUGCUGGACUUCCUGUCUCAAAGACCCUGGAUUAAGAAGCUCAUAUUUAAGCUCUUCAGUCAAGAUACACUACUGAAAUUUGUGCCACGCUACAGUCUGGUGGUGGAGCUGCAGGAUGGUGGAACGUGUGUGCGUAGCUUCCACGAUCCACACGGCAUGGUGUCCGCCUACAUCAGUGAAGCACACGAGUACAACGGCUACCUGUAUUUAGGCUCCUUCCGCUCCCCUUAUCUGUGCAAGCUGGAUCUGAGCAAAGUGUGAAACAUGCCUAAUGCUCCGACAAAUGCGUCACGAGCCGAACAGAUUGCUCUACUUGAGUCAUUUCACCUUGGCUUCCAAACAAACAGAUUUUGAAACUAUUAACCCUGGCAACACAUCAUCGACAGGAGCACUUAUCAGAUGCUUCCAUAUUAGUCAACAAAUGAACUGAGUUCCUUCAUUUGAUUCCUGUCGUUUUAAUUUAGCUCUGAAAUAUGCUUGAAUUUGUGUUCCAUUAACCCAUGUGAAUGACUUUGUGUUUGCUGCUUUUUUUAGAGGUGUGCAGUGUAUUAUAAGCUCUUUUAUCGAAAGAUGUGCCAUGAUUAUUUUUGACUCCCUCAUUUAUGAGAGAACAUAUGCAGUCUCUGUACUUAGAUUUUUCUUGUAUUGGUACCGAGCUGUUGUCUGGCACUUAAAAUAGAGCCAACUGUUUUCCUUAAAGAUGCUGUGAUACAGAAAAUGACUCGUAAUAACUUGCUUGGGUGGCAGCAUUGAGGUGUAGUUUGGGAAAUUGAAAGGAUAUUAUAUUAUAAACUACUGCAACAUUACAUAUAGCUAUAAUUAUUUAUGGUUAUUAGAAUGAAAAUGUGUGAAGGUUAUGGUUUAUUUUUUGAGUGGUUGAAAUUAUUAAUUCCAUUUCAUUGUUAUGUUUCAUCAUUAUUUGUGUAUGACACAAAAUGAAAUCUGCACCAUUCAUGGCUGAUAAAUGCUGCUGGCUUUACAGUAUUUAGCAUACAUUUACUCAAAAGUCUCUGUGAUAUUUCCAUUAAUAUUGCAUAUGAUUUCUAAAGAAUUUUCAGCAAUAAUGUCUAUUGCAGUGGUUCUCAACUGGACCAAAAAUGAGCCCCAGAUCUGUUCUGAUUGGGUGGUGGACAAAAGGGAAAAACAUUGUCUUUUGCGAAUAAUGAAAAUUAACUAGCCGUAAAAUUUUGCGGAGUUAGGAUAGCAAAUGUAAUUAGGUUUAUCAACUUUUAAAAAGGGAGGGGAAAAUGCUUCCAAUAUCUUUUGUGGUUGUGCAUCGAAUCAAACAAUACAUUAUUUUGGAUUAAUCUGAUACUUAAUAAUAGGGUUAAUACUAAAACAAUGUUUGUUCCAUGUGUUAGGCUGAUCAGUUACACUUCUGCUGUUGUUUAUGCAGUUACAAAACAGUCUAUGUUAAUGUUAAUGCAUAUUGGCGUAUGCAUUCCAAAAUGGUGCAGAGGAAAUAUGGCAGAUGUCAGGAAAACUUGGUAGGCUAUCAUCAAAAUCCUCAUGACCCAAGGAAUCCAGAGCCACCAACCUCAUGAUUUUAGGCAACACUGUUCAAAAGUUCUGGGAAAAAAUAGCAAUUUUUGAGACUUCUUGACCCCAUAGGUGGCGCUGUCACCUAAUUUGGCAUGUACCCUCAGAUCAUGGUGCUAAUGAAUUGUACCAAGAUUAAUUUUAAUAGAACAAAGCUUUGCCGGGAAACAGCCUUAAUCAUUGUUUUGUUGACUUCCUUAAAUUCAAAUUGGUAUAGUUAAAAAAAGAAAAAAAAAGGCGAAUAUCAAAGUUCUGUAUUAGAUUUUAUGUGCGGCUCGGUCUAAAGAUCACCGGUGCCAUUUUUUGUGUGAAAAGGACCAAGUCUGUAGGAGUAGCAGCGAAAAAAACAAUAAAUAUCACAAUCCAACAUGGCGGUCAUUGUAAUGGCCGGAGUUUUAGGGUAAUUACAAUAAUCAUGAGGAGAGAAAUUAGACAAAAUAUUAAUCCAUUUUAGGUUUGACUGUCACUUUUUUUUUAAUGAAAAACAGUUUUAAUAAUUUUGUUAGGUUGCUACUUAAUGUAAAACAUUGGUCCUGAAACAAAAGCAGUUGAGAACCACUGUCCUAUUAGAUGUUUGCACCCAUUUAUUGUCCAUAUAGAGUUAUGAAUAUAGGAAAAAAUAUGCAUAUUUCACAGCAAGUAAUAAGUGAGUAGUGAAAAUAUAAUGAAUAAAUUUAUUAGAAGUGUCUUUCA
Myxocyprinus asiaticus (Chinese sucker) is the source of this 3403-nucleotide messenger RNA. RefSeq names its product adipocyte plasma membrane-associated protein. NCBI's taxonomy places the organism in Eukaryota, Metazoa, Chordata, Actinopteri, Cypriniformes, Catostomidae. Bases 185 to 1432 code for a protein of 415 amino acids. Gene Ontology annotation, molecular function: strictosidine synthase activity. Gene Ontology annotation, biological process: biosynthetic process. The record is from RefSeq and is a predicted model, not a curated record. The transcript has 9 exons.